Molecule: messenger RNA, 2337 nt
Organism: Lotus japonicus
Lineage: Eukaryota; Viridiplantae; Streptophyta; Magnoliopsida; Fabales; Fabaceae
Product: exocyst complex component EXO70H1
Exons: 1
Coding region: 65-1960 (631 amino acids)
Biological process (GO): exocytosis
Cellular component (GO): exocyst
Molecular function (GO): phosphatidylinositol-4,5-bisphosphate binding
Source: RefSeq, a predicted model, not a curated record
AUCUAAUUUCUCCUUUCCCAUAACAGAAAGUUUGUUACAACACCAAAAGGGGAAGUAACUAAACAUGAAGAAGCUCUUCUUUAAGCCCAAAACCCCAUCGUUUUCAUUUGUCCACCAUCAUCCUCCAUCUAUGCCUGGAACCCCACGGAGGUCGAACCUCCCCGAUCCCAGAAAUGUCGAAGAAGAGAGAUGUAUCGCAGAAGCAGAGGCACUGAUCCUGAAAUGGGACUCGGAAACCUCUGCUUAUGCCAAAGUGACAUCUCUCUUCUUCGAGGAUAAAACCGAAGCAAAACACUACACCAACAGUGUUAUCCUGCUUCAGAAAGCCAUGCAUUCAUUGCUCUCUAACAACCCUUCCUCCGAGAAGCUAAUCCUCGCUCAACGCCUCAUGCAGAUGGCAAUGAAGCGACUCAGGAAAGAGUUCUACCAGAUUCUAUCCAUGAACCGGGCUUACCUCGACCCCGAAUCGGUCUCCGUUAGAUCCUCCCGGACCUCCAUCCACUCUAGCACCUCCGACUACGACGAGGAAGAAGACGAAAUCCGCGCUGCUGGAGACUCAAUCUCUGAGGUGGAGCUGGUUUCCUCCGUCGCCAUGGAUGAUCUUAGAACCAUCGCUGACUGCAUGAUCUCCUGCGGCUACGCUAGAGAAUGCGUCACCGUUUACAAUUCCAUCAGAAAAUCCAUCGUUGACGAAGGCAUUUACCGCCUCAGCGUGGAGAAGCUCAGCCACGCGCGGUUGAACAAGAUGGAUUGGGAGGUUCUAGAUUUGAAGAUCAAGAGUUGGUUAGAAGCAAUGAGGAUUUCCGUUAGAACACUCUUCAACGGAGAGAGAAUUCUCUGUGACCACGUCUUCAGUUCCUCAGACUCCAUCAGAGAAUCAUGCUUCGCUGAAAUUUCCAGGGACGGUGCCACUCUUAUCUUCGGAUUCCCGGAACUAGUUGCAAAGGCAAAGAAAUCACCGCCGGAGAAAUUGUUCAGCGUGCUCGACAUGUACGCCGUAACAACCGCUCUGUGGCCGGAGAUUGAAUCAAUCUUCUCCUCAGAUGCUACCUCCGCCGUUAGAUCUCUAGUCCUCACCUCACUUCAACGGCUGGCCGAGUGUGUUCAGAUAAUGCUCGCGGAGUUUGAAACCACGAUCCAGAAGGAAGCUUCUAGAUUACCGAUGAACGGCGGUGGAGUUCACGCGCUCACGAUCCAAACGAUGAAUUACCUCUCAACUCUCGGCGAUUACGGCGGCGUGCUCCCUGACAUAUUCUCCCGCGCGGAUUUGCCACCGUCGUCGGCGGGGCUACCGGAAUCUUACUUGUACAGUCCGGAAUCCGACGACUCGACGGCGCCGGCGCUCACAGCGCGCGUGGCGUGGCUGAUCCUCGUUCUCCUUUGCAAACUCGAUAGCAAGACGAAGCAAUUGAAGGACAUUUCACUUGCUUACCUGUUUCUGGCAAACAAUCUCCGGCAUGUCGUCACCAGAGUCCGCACCUCGAAUCUGCAGUACGUGCUCGGCGACGAUUGGGUCGCGAGGCACGAAGAUAAGGUGAAGCGAUUCGUUGCGAACUACGAGAAAAUGGCGUGGCGGGAAGUGUUUGCGUCGUUGCCGGAAAAUCCGACUGCGGCGGAGGCGAGGGCGGUGUUCGAGAAUUUCAAUCACCGUUUCGAGGAGGCGUAUCGGAAACAGAACUCGUUUGUGGUGGCUGACAGGGAGUUGCGAGAUGAGAUAAAGGGAUCGAUCGCGAGAAAGAUAGUGCCGAGAUAUCGCGAGUGGUAUAAUGCGGUGGUUGGCACGGUGGGAUCGGUGAGGGAAAUGGCGGAGAUGGAUUUUGUCACUUUUACCCCUUUGGAUGUUGAUAAUUACUUGGCUAACCUUUUCUUUUUUAGAAAAAGCAACAGUGGUGUAUCGUCGCCGGCGUCGUCUGUGACUUCGUCUUCUCACCAGCGGCGGAUUUUGGUUCACAAUUUCUAAGACGACUGAUUCCGCCGUUAUUUAUUCCUGACCUAAGGUCAAAGAAAAAGGAUAAAAGAAAGUUUUGAACAUGUGCCAGAAGACAUAAGAUAACGACUUUUUUUGUGAACUGUAUUUCUCUGAUGCUGAUAUAGGUUUGAAUUUUUUGCAUCAAGGUUAAUUGUAUUUAUACAUGUAAAAUAAUACUGUCCAACCCAAUUCAUCCCCUUGAUAGAAAAAAAUAUAUAUGUGAAGAAUAAAAUGGGGGAAUUGUAAUUGAAGAAAAAUAUGUGUGGAUACAUCAAAAUUGUUUACACAUGCAAGACUUUUAGCAUGAUUAAUUGAUAUGUUGUACUCAUAUUAAUAUCUUUCAUCUAAUUAUUCACUCUCUUUAUUUA